Molecule: messenger RNA, 1840 nt
Organism: Cryptomeria japonica (Japanese cedar)
Lineage: Eukaryota; Viridiplantae; Streptophyta; Pinopsida; Cupressales; Cupressaceae
Product: metal tolerance protein 5
Exons: 6
Coding region: 334-1527 (397 amino acids)
Biological process (GO): transmembrane transport; monoatomic cation transport
Cellular component (GO): membrane
Molecular function (GO): monoatomic cation transmembrane transporter activity
Source: RefSeq, a predicted model, not a curated record
CAAUUUCGUGGUACCAAGAUUAAGAUUGAGCUUUGGUAGGAGAAACAUUUGCCUAAUUCUGUGCCUAGGACACGAUAACAAAAAGAACCAAUUAAUGUUUUGGCGGGCCCAUUUUGAUGUGUAUUCACGAAUCUUACGACACCAUGUGUAUAAAUAAAGAUACUGAAGUAAUCUCCUUCCGCCAUAUUUCAGACAUACUCAUUCACAUUCAUAUUCAUAUUCAUAUUCGUAUUCAUAUUACUCAUAAUCAAAUUUAUAUUCAUAUUACCCAUAUCUGAUCAGUCCGCCAUAUUCAAAUUCAUAUUCAUAUUACCCAUAUCUGAUCAAUCAGCCAUGGUAGAUCACUUGGGGGAGAGAAUUGAGGUCUUGCUACAGGCUGGUCAGGUUGAGAGCAGUGACCAGACAGGGGUGGACAAUGCAUGGAGGCUCAAAUUCAACAGGGUUCCAAGGCCUAGAAUGGAUGAUAGGCCCCAGAGAAAAAUCCAUGAUUGCUUUGCUGUAGUACUCGGUUCUGGUGAUGGAGUGGCUGAAUAUUAUCAGCAGCAAGAGGAGAUGCUUUAUGGUUUUACAGAAAUGGAUACUAUUGCUGAUUGUGGAAAUCUGCCUGGCAUGUCCAAGGAAGAUCGUGAGAAGGUUGCAAAAAGUGAGAGGACUGCAAUUCUACUGUCCAACUUGGCAAAUGUUGUACUUUUUGCUGCAAAGAUAUAUGCAUCAAUAAGGAGUGGUUCAUUAGCCAUAAUUGCUUCAACCUUAGACUCACUCUUGGAUCUUCUAUCAGGAUUUAUUCUCUGGUUUACAGCAUAUAAGAUGCAGAAGCCAAAUCCUUAUCUCUAUCCGAUUGGGAAAAAGCGCAUGCAACCAUUGGGAAUUCUGGUUUUUGCUUCAGUGAUGGCUACAUUGGGACUGCAGAUUGUGCUAGAAUCUGUUCGACAACUUGUUUCAAUGAAGCGAGGUUUGUUGUUAGAAGGGGAUAGGUGGCACUGGGUUGUUGGAAUUAUGGUUUCAGUCACCAUUGUGAAGUUGCUCCUUGUCAUCUAUUGCCGGACAUUUACAAAUGAGAUUGUAAAGGCAUAUGCCCAAGAUCAUUUCUUCGAUGUCAUCACCAAUUCAAUUGGUCUCCUUGCUGCAGUUCUUGCAAGUAGAUUUUACUGGUGGAUAGAUCCAGCUGGGGCAAUAGUGUUAGCGCUCUAUACAAUCAGGACAUGGUCGAGCACAGUUCUAGAGAAUGUGAAUUCUUUGGUGGGGAAAACAGCCUCACCUGAUUAUUUGCAGAAAUUGACAUAUCUCUGUUGGAAUCAUCACAAAGCCAUCCGGCAUAUUGAUACAGUCAGAGCUUACACAUUUGGUUCCCAUUACUUUGUUGAAGUUGACAUUGUGCUACCUAGUGAUAUGCCCUUGCAACAGGCUCAUGACAUUGGAGAAGCGCUUCAAGAAAAAUUGGAGUCUCUUCCUGACAUAGAACGGGCUUUUGUGCAUUUAGACUAUGAAUACACUCACAGACCUGAGCAUGGGAACGGACAUUCCUAGUUGUUUAUGAUAGGUUGUAUACUUUAACUAACAUUCCCAGUGUUUUUAACCUUUUUUGUAAACCUAUUAUUGCCAACCAAUAUCCCUCUUCCAACAUGAUAUGUAGCCACUAUCAAUGCUUAGUAAUUUGUAGCUCCCGAUAUAUUUUUAGUUGCAGAGUUUUUGUUUCAUAGUAUUUGCACAAUUGACAAAAAUCUUUGAAGAACUCGUGCUGUAGUUUAUUAGCAACUUGUUCUACGUAAACAUGAUAAGGGCACAAGCUUCAAAUUAUGUCCUUGCUUGGAAAUCUUGAAUGCUGAUUUUCUUAAAUACA